Hypoxylon trugodes is the source of this 3145-nucleotide messenger RNA. RefSeq lists its product as uncharacterized. The record is from RefSeq and is a predicted model, not a curated record. The transcript has 6 exons. Bases 664 to 3000 code for a protein of 778 amino acids. Lineage: Eukaryota; Fungi; Ascomycota; Sordariomycetes; Xylariales; Hypoxylaceae.
AUUCUCUAGCCACAUCUCGGUAUAUCUUGUAGUCCGUGCACCCGUGUGCUAAUCCUCAACAAUGCCCGGUUUUACUUUUUUCAGGUCAAGAUCGUUGUCUUAGAUUCGUCAACUCAUCACUCUAUCACAUCGCAUAUGCGUGAUUCAGGGUGAACACCAGCCUCCUACGAUCUAAAUACCAAUACCAAUCAUGAAGCCUUAUUCUCUAGUUCGUAAAAGAAAUAUAUUGGCUUUCAAAAUUCUGCCUACCUAGGUACCUGGGUAGGUAUCCUAAUGGCAGUUUCAUAAUCAAUAUCCUUUUUCGGUGAGAACGCGGGUGGUCACCAACUAAACAUCGAUUCCUUUUCGAAGCCCUAUUAUUCGAAAGAUAUACAAUGGCAGAGAUGAUCAAUUACGCGUUGCGCCAGCUCAGGUACAACAUCGGGAAUAUUCUCCCGAACCCUGGCGGUUAAGAGCCUGUCCGACUGGUUAAUCAGUAAAUAAUUCCACUGAGGCGCAGGCGUAAGGCUCUGUCGAGGCCGCCAGGGUUCAACAUGAGUAAAUGAAAUACAAUGCGCCUUAUUAAGCCGAAUCUCCCAUUCCGUGAUGUGAAGAUGAAUAGAUUUGAUAUUGACGAAAUUAGACCAAUACCGUUGAUACUAUUACCUGAUUAAAUUUCCUGGUAUGGACCAAGAUUUGAAAACUCCCUUGUCAACACAAGUCACCCUUGUCAGUCGAAGCAGCACUCAGAGCCUUGCAACCUAUACAUCCCUGGAGCAUAGCGAGAGUCGCUCCCUGUUGGCACCACCUACAGAUCAAGACCUUUCUCGAAGAUGGGACCAUCCUUACCAUCCUUCCACGUCAAGAAGAUUUCGUCACAUAAAUACUAGCAAGAGAAGAACCAAUUCACAUACUAGAUCUUCAAAUAAGACAGAUCCUUGUCCGAGAUGCCUCUCCCCAAGGAAACAGAAGAAUCGAGACCUCGACCUCGAAAAGGUCCAUCGACGACUUGUGGAAAUGGGUAGGAGGCAAGAACAGUUUCUAGAAAUUCUCCAACAAACACUUGAUAAAAAAGAAAACUCGGGGUUUCCUUCUCAAAUCAGUAUCAAUCGAUACCAACCAAGCCUUGAUAUGAUGAGUUCUUACUCUCUACAAAGGUAUCAUUCGGUCACACUAAAUCCGGAUCUGACCUGGCUAUGCGACAUGUUCCUAGCAAAAUUCAACAUCUUCCAUAUCCUAUCUGGCUCAUAUGACGCCAUUGAACUUAUCCACAUGCACGGCUGGGAACGAGAUAGUUCUAGCGAUGUUAUCCUCGUAGUUCAACAAGCUACUAGCGAGGGUUCACAAACGAUAGAAGUUCCAUGGAAACACAUUGACCAGAUGAGAGAACCAAAUCUCGCCAGAAAACUCACCCAGGUCGCUCCACUAGUCAGAGCAAACUGGCUGUAUCAAGGAAGAUCAAUACGGGAUCCUGAUGAAAUUGCUGUACCGUUUGAAUCAGAUGUCUCCGACUCUGUUCUUCUCUUGAACUGCCCAGGGGACACGAGGACUAUAUUAUACCAAUCAGGCUAUGAUAGAUCUGGUGCUCACUUUUCCAGAUCACCUUGGCUAAGCGGAAAACGCUCACUUUUAUGUCAACUCCAGCCUGAUGAUCAUAGGUUACAGAUUGAUCAAUCAUGUCCUUGGGAUGGGAAGGUUUUCGGAAGAUUAUGGCAAGUGUUUCAUGACCGGCGACUCCUUAGCUUUGCCUGCAUAUAUCUCGCCUUAUCACAGAUGGCCGUCGCAGGAGAUGUCAGCCAAAUGACGCUAGGAACCAAAAAGGCUCUUCGUUUCUUAAGUUGUUACGUAUCGAAAUGGCCACGAUUCAUGCAAACGAGCGAAGUUUGGGUAUCGUCCAGUUGGAUUCACCUCCACUUUCAUCUUCGGGUUCUAUCAACCGGCAAGCAGUACUUACCGACUGACCACGAGUACCAACUGAAGAAUGGACUGCACCCCGCUCGCGUCCAUGGCAAGCUUAGUUCGCUUAACGGCAUGGAUGAUAUCGGCAUUAUCGAACAAAGGUUCGCUAUUGCGAUCGUUUCUUCUCAUACAGGAGAUAUGCCGUCCUAUACUAUUAUCUGCUUAAGCGACUCUGGAUAUCGGCGCCUCUUCAUGGAGAGCGAGCGUCCUCUAGAUAUGCCAAGCCGAGGAAGAUUUACAGCUGUCGCGGUAUACCUGAAAGUUCUACUCUCUGUGUUUCCUAUAUGGAAGCGUAAGUGGAUUGAGACUCUAAAUGAGGUGGACAACCUGGUCGGUGUAAAGAUCGAUGAUCUUCUAGACCCAAAACGAGGCGGUGCCGCGAUGAUGUUCGAUAGUACAUUCGACAGAUCUCGUCUCUAUUUUACAGUCCUUCAAGCAUUAAGAAUAUUUUCCGAGUGGAUCCAAGAGGGCGAACGGGAACUUCAACAGCUUAAACAAGAUUUCUACUCGAAUAUUCAAUCCGGUUCAGGUCGCCGCGGCUCUGCCGAUUCAAACCAUAGCGACGCGCCCCCAAAUGAUUUUAUGAAAGGGAUUGAUGAUGCAUGGGAGGAAGCCAUAUCUUUUCAUAGUUCCUCCACGAAAUCCCUUCUAUAUCGCAUCGAAAAGAAGGAAGAGGAGAUAAAAAGUUUUAGGGAUGGUCUCUUCAGUGCUACAUCUGUGCGUGAGGCAUCUCGGGCAACUGUCCUGAACCAAUACAUCCUUGUAUUCACGAUUGUUACUAUAUUUUACCUUCCACUCAGCUAUGUUUCCUCACUAUUUAGUAUGGACGCCUUUGCCUACGACGAUGUUAGUCGUGGUCAAUCCGCGUUCCUGAUUUCUACGAUCAUGAUAGCAUUCAUCACAUGGGCGGUAUCGGCUAUCGUGCUUUGGAUUGUCCACGACGAUAGCAGGGUAGCUAAGCUUAAGGAAUUAUCAGCUAGGCUUAAGUUAAAACCCAUUGGUUCGCUAUGGAAGCAUAAGUUCAAAGAGGAAAGCUCGGAUCCGAUAUUUCAAGGCGUAUAGAACGAUGUUUUCAUGGUUAUUUAGGGGAGAACAGGAUCAUGAUGACUGGACUGUAACAUAUAGAUGUAUAGGCUUGAGGAAGAUACGUAACACCUUUACGACACUACCAUAGUCAAUCCAGACUCAUGAAUUCGGUUUAUUUCAU